Pimephales promelas (fathead minnow) is the source of this 1636-nucleotide messenger RNA. RefSeq names its product arachidonate 5-lipoxygenase activating protein (gene alox5ap). Gene Ontology annotation, molecular function: enzyme activator activity; glutathione peroxidase activity; glutathione transferase activity. NCBI's taxonomy places the organism in Eukaryota, Metazoa, Chordata, Actinopteri, Cypriniformes, Leuciscidae. Gene Ontology annotation, biological process: leukotriene biosynthetic process. The record is from RefSeq and is a predicted model, not a curated record. Gene Ontology annotation, cellular component: nuclear envelope; membrane; endoplasmic reticulum.
GAUACUAAAGUCAGACGUGCAGUGCUGAAAAAGACCUUUGCAGUUUAUACACGGGGAACAUGGACGCUGAAGUGAUGGAAGACAUUAUCUUGCUAGUGCUGGUCACUCUUCUCAGCGUUGUUCAGAAUGUGUUCUUCGCCCUAAAGGUUGAGAAAGAGUGCACAGGGAUUCAUUCUAAACAACAUUCGACAGCUUUUGAGCGUUUGUCCUGUGCAAAUCGAAACUGCAUGGAUACAUACCCCACAUUUCUGGCAGUUCUGUGGUGCGCUGGUUUCUGCCUCAGCCAAGCUCCAGCUGCCUUUGCUGGCAUUCUCUACCUUGUGGUCCGGCAGAAGUAUUUUGUUGGCUACCUGGGGCAGACUUGUCAGAGCACUCCUGGCUUCCUGUUCGGGAAACGAAUUCUCUUUUUCCUGUCACUCAUGUGCAUUGUGGGAAUCAUAAAUCACCUGAUGCUCACCUAUGGCAGCAGUGACUACAAAGAAUACAUUCAGACCAUCACCAAAGCAGCGUCAACCCUUCUGCUCUUGCCAUGAACUGUGCCAGACAGAUUUAACUUCCCCUGAGCUGAAACUGAAAAUACAGUAGUCAACAUUCAAAGCAUCAAAAAAGUAUUGUUCAAAAUUCAUGAAUAACUUUGAUGAAAGGUUUUGGUCCACUUCAAAUAUUGACUACCGCAUAUCGAUCGAUCGGUGUAGAUAAACUAUUUCAGUUAAGGGUUUGUCAGUUAGUCAGAGGAUGUGACGAGAAAAGAGUAAAGCAUUGAUCACAAAGCAUUUAAUUGCAAAAUGUUAUAUACAUAUUAUAAACACUUAAAAAUCAACACAAGAGGAUACAAAAAUAAAAUAGGGCUGAUCUAAUUAGUACCAUUCUAGUAAAAUGUUUUUGAAGAAAUGUUUUAAAGGCCUCAUAUAAUGCUAGUUUAAUUUCACACUUUUCUCUGAACUUUAGAUUUAAAUUGGUCAGUUUUUUGCUACUGUGCCUUUAAACGUACCAAGUUUUGCUCAUGCACUGGAUUGCAGGUUUCCUGUGAGGUGAAAUAUAGUUAUAUAAUAUAAAUCAACAGCGUCUUUGCAAAGUCAGCAUUCAAAUGAUCAGACUAUCAUGGUGAGGGUCCUUGUUCAAAAUAAACUUUGCAAGUUUCUAACGAUUCUCUGGAAGUACAUGCAAAGCAGUAUUUGCUACACACAGCCAGAAACGGCACAUGAAAUGUGUAAACUCAGAGGGUAAUGUGAUGUUUUGCUCUGUGUCAUCAGAAAUAUGCAGAAUUAUCUAGUUGAUCAUUUUAUCCCUUAAAACUCAUCUUUAAUCACCAAAAUGACAUAUUUUAAUGUUUUGUCCUUUCUUCAUACCUUAAAAUAGCUUAAACGGAACGCUAAACCCUUGCCUCAUUUAUUUAACACGGUUCUUUGAAUAUGCAAAUUAGCCCCGCCCCCACUUACUCACACCAGCUCCACUUGUCAUUUAAAGCAAUGAAUGUAGUUACUGUGAAGUAACAAAUAUAACCUAUUUCAAAAAGUGCUGUAACUACCUUGAGUUUGUGAGUAUUUAUGAAAUUGACCUCAACAGAAUUAUAAUUAUAGAAAUAAUCCAUUUCUUUAUGAUCGUAUGUACUAUUACUAACAUGAGCAAAAUAAAA